UUGUGUCCUGUGGUGUCUUUUCAAGGGAAGAGGGGACUCAACGGCUGGCCAGCUCACUACCAACACCUUGAAGGUCUCAAGACAGAAACAAACAACAUAAUGAAGCUAACGCUAACCUUUCUGUUCAUUCUUGUGGCUUCUUGGCCCCUGGUCCUCUGCGCCAAGGAGGAGUCCAUGUCCAAAGACUCUCCUCUCCCUCAGGUUCCCGCCGUCGAAACUCGCUCCCGCUUCGCCGCUCUGGAUGACGUGCGCCUCCUGGCCAACGGUCUCCUCCAGCUUGGCCACAGCCUCAGGGACUUCGUCCAUAAGACCAAGAGCCAGAUAAACGACAUCUUCCAGAAACUCAACAUCUUCGACAGCUCCUUCAACCAGCUAUCCGUGCUGGCCAGCGAGAUCAAGGGGGAAGAGGAGGAGCUGAAGAAAACCACAGUGGUGCUCAAGGCCAACAAUGAGGAGAUACGGAACCUGUCGCUGGAGAUCAAUUCAAAGGUGGAGAGCAUCCUGCAGGAGCGUAGCCAGCUUCGGAGCAAGGUGGGAGGGCUAGAGGUGAAACUGAGCGGCCUGUCUCAAGGCCUGGUCCCCGCUGAGCAGCUGGCUGAGAUCAACUCACUGAAGGAUUUGAUCCACACCCAGGAGAGGAGCAUCAGUGAGCUGCUGAAGGCUGUGAGAGAGCAGAGCAACCAGCUCGACCACCAGAGGAGCAAGAUGAAAACUCUGGAGGUGAAGCUCACCUACAACCCUUUCAUGCAAGAGACCAUUGAGAAACCAUCUGACAACUUCCAGUCUGCCACGCACACCCUCGCUGGGUAUUUGACCAACACCUCCACCAAUGGCAGUUUGGACAUGACGGAUCUCUCAUCAGACUGCAGUGAGCUAUUCAACAAGGGUGAGAGAGCCAGUGGAGUGUACGCCAUCAAGCCUAACCAAUCUGAGCCCUUCAUGGUCUACUGUGACAUGGGUGAAGAUGGAGGGGCUACUAUCAUCCAGAGAAGGAAGGAUGGGUCGAUGAAUUUCGAUCAGAAUUGGGAGAAGUAUGAAAACGGAUUUGGAGACUUUCAAGGAGAGUUCUGGCUGGGCCUGAGGAAGAUCCACUCCCUUGCUAGUCAAGGUGACACUUUCCUGAACAUCCAACUGGAGGACUGGAAAAAGGGCAAACGCUUCAUCGAGUACAACUUCUCUCUGGAUGGACCCGAGGUCCACUAUAGAAUCCACCUCUCACAGGCGUCCGGAAAUCUGCCUGACGCAAUGAGCAACCACACCGGUAUGAUGUUCUCCACCAAGGACCGGGACAAUGACAAACUUGAAGACUCACACUGCGCCUUUACCUACACAGGCGGCUGGUGGUUCAACGCUUGCGGAGACACCAAUCUGAACGGGAAAUAUAUCCAUGUGAGACCCAAGGGACGGUCAGAGCGUAGGAGGGGAAUCCACUGGAAGCCAACCCGAGGGGCCUCCUACUCCCUCCGAUCCACCCAGAUCUCCAUUCGCUCCACCCGAGCCGCUACGUUUGCUUCAUCCUCCUCAGAGACAGGCAACUUCAGCUCAGCAUGAACACCAGACAUUUACCUAUGGACAGAAACAAGACAUUGACCAACCUUUGGCGAAAAUAUGUGAUAAGUCUCUGACAACAAGGCCUUAAAGAGAUUUAGGAGGUCAGUUUAGUGAGUCUCUUCUGUCGACUGCACAGUCGGACCAAGUUGAUUGAAUUGGACUCUGAAUCUGUGUCUCUAAACCACAGUUUGCCUUAUAGCUAGUCUAAAAAGGAUUCACUUCUCCUCUUCAGCAUUAAAGGCUUUGAGACACAAGGAACCAAAAUAAUUGUCUAACAUUUUUAUACUCAGUUUAGCGUUCUAAUUUUAGGGUGAAAUUGUUCGACAACAUCCUCGUAUCGUUACAUGCAUUUGAGGAAUCCUCUAUGUAACUGUAUUUCAGAGUGUAUUAAUGGUGGAUGGUAUUCAUACCUGAGAUCUGCGCACAAACCUCAUAAAUAUGCAAAAUGUACAUCAUUCUUUUAUGUGAAAAAUUUGAGUUGAGCAUGCAGAUCUUACUGUAAGUCUGAAUACAACCAGGUAUGAAGUGGUGAGGAGUUGUGAGUUGAGCAUGCAGAUCUUACUGUAAGUCUGAAUACAACCAGGUAUGAAGUGGUGAGGAGUUGUGAGUUGAGCAUGCAGAUCUUACUGUAAGUCUGAAUACAACCAGGUAUGAAGUGGUGAGGAGUUGUGAGUUGAGCAUGCAGAUCUUACUGUAAGUCUGAAUACAACCAGCUAUGAAGUGGUGAGGAGCUGGAUGGACAGCACACAGGCAUCCACCUGAAUAAGAGCAGUUAUCACCACUUACUGAGUCACAUUGACUCUCAGCACAUAUGUACUGUAAAUACUGUAUUUUUAAUAAAUAAAGCAUAUUUAUGACUA
This is a messenger RNA of Salmo salar (Atlantic salmon), 2411 nucleotides long. Its product is annotated as angiopoietin-related protein 3. Gene Ontology annotation, molecular function: protein-macromolecule adaptor activity; extracellular matrix structural constituent. The record is from RefSeq and is a predicted model, not a curated record. NCBI's taxonomy places the organism in Eukaryota, Metazoa, Chordata, Actinopteri, Salmoniformes, Salmonidae. Gene Ontology annotation, cellular component: fibrinogen complex. Gene Ontology annotation, biological process: cholesterol homeostasis; phospholipid catabolic process; triglyceride homeostasis.